AUGUCAGCCAAUACCAAUAUGAUUUCAACCGAUCCCACAACACAGUAUGGAGUAAGGUCUUCUCGUCGAAGCCACCGGCAGCCGAGACACUCCGCCGUUGCUGCCUCCCCCGCCACCUCCACCUCCGCCACCUCUUCCUCCACCACGACCAAUCCCACCAUCCAUAAUUCCACUGAAGUCAUCCGCCAGGCUUCAUCCAACGAGACCGAUACUACAACCGAGGAGGUGGAUGCAUAUAUGACUAUGAUCAAUGAAGCCGCCCGGAAAAUCGAUCUUACCCAGCACUCCGCCUGCCCUUGCCACCGCGUCUUGAACUAUCAGCUUCAGGGAGACGGAAUGCUGCAUGUUCCUAUCGGAGCCGGCUCCAGAUCUGGGUAUCAACCUACAGCAUCGAAGAGGUGCACUUGCGGUCAAGCGCUAGGGGCGGCGUACCAGAACUCUCAUGGCAAUACUCAAGGGUAGCCCUAGCUUCGGCUCGUGCACUGUGGUGAUACUGCUUAGACAAAUUGUCUCUUAGGUACUCUUAUGACUGGCACUUGCUUGGUAGGACUUGAGGUUUGUGAAGGAUCUACGAAGGGAAUCGAUAAAUGCAAUUCUACUGGCAGAGUUGCAUUUCUAACUAGAUUUAUGUUUAAGAAAUGGGGUU
Molecule: messenger RNA, 646 nt
Organism: Mytilinidion resinicola
Lineage: Eukaryota; Fungi; Ascomycota; Dothideomycetes; Mytilinidiales; Mytilinidiaceae
Exons: 2
Coding region: 1-462 (153 amino acids)
Source: RefSeq, a predicted model, not a curated record